This is a messenger RNA of Odocoileus virginianus texanus, 2835 nucleotides long. NCBI's taxonomy places the organism in Eukaryota, Metazoa, Chordata, Mammalia, Artiodactyla, Cervidae. The record is from RefSeq and is a predicted model, not a curated record.
UCAACUAAAAAUUAUCUGAAAAAUCUGUAAGAUUUAUUUCAGGUUCUGAUUUUAAAUUCAGACAAUUUUACUACUGUAACUAAAGAAUCACUUAUGAUUAAAGGCAAAUGGUGUUUGAAACUGUCAAAUUUCUUUUUACUUCUACCAAAUUCAAAACUAUGGAUUGGGUAGCAAGACUUCAAUUGACAGUUUCAAGUUUCAGGUAGUCUCGAUAAUGCAUACAACCCUCACAAUGACAAUGAAUCACGUGGUUACCUGGCCACCGCUUCUAUCUGCAAGCCCAGUCCUUUCCUAGACCCAUUAGCACAAAGGUUUUCUCUUCUUAUUCCCCUCUAACCAUGAAGCUAGUCUUUCUUAAGUUGUUCACAUCGGCAGAGCUCCUAGUUAAACUAAUACAUAAAGGACAACCAUGGAAUAGUUGACAUCUACUAUGAGGCACUUAAUCUCACUGCUGACCAAGAUGUGGCACAGAGAGAUUAAUAAAUAAGAAGCUGAGGCAGGAUUAGAACCCAGGCCUUCAGGUUCCACAGCCCGCAUUCUAGGAAGGUACGCCAUGGCUCAGCUCCAGACACGCUUCUUCACUGACAACAAGAAAUAUGCGGUAGAUGAUGUUCCCUUCUCCAUACCUGCAGCCUCUGAAAUUGCUGACCUUAGUAACAUCAUCAAUAAAUUGUUGGAGGCCAAAAAUGAGUUCCACAAACAUGUGGAGUUUGAUUUCCUCAUCAAGGGCCAGUUUCUACGAAUGCCCUUGUUCAAACACAUGGAACUGGAAAACAUCUCAUCAGAAGAAGUUGUGGAACUAGAGUACGUGGAGAAGUACACUGCCCCUCAGCCAGAGCAGUGCAUGUUCCAUGACGACUGGAUCAGUGCGAUCGAAGGGACAGAGGAAUGGAUCUUGACUGGUUCUUAUGAUAAGACUUCUCGGAUCUGGUCCUUGGAAGGAAAAUCAAUAAUGACAAUUGUGGGACAUACAGAUGUUGUAAAAGAUGUGGCCUGGGUGAAGAAAGACGGCUUGUCUUGCCUGCUGCUGAGCGCCUCCCUGGACCAGACAAUCCUCCUGUGGGAGUGGCACGCAGAGAGGAACAAGGCGAAGGCCUUGCACUGCUGCCGCGGCCACGCGGGCAGCGUGGAGUCCAUCGCGGUGGACAGCACGGGGACCAAAUUUUGCAGUGGCUCCUGGGAUAAGAUGCUAAAGAUUUGGUCUACAGUUCCUACAGAUGAAGAAGAUGAAAUGGAAGAAUCCACAAAUCGACCAAGAAAGAAACAGAAAACAGAGCAGCUGGGACUCACGCGGACUCCCAUUGUGACCCUCUCUGGCCACAAGGAAGCAAUUUCCUCAGUUCUGUGGUCAGAUGCUGAAGAAAUCUGCAGUGCGUCUUGGGACCACACAAUUAAAGUAUGGGAUGUUGAGUCUGGCAGUCUAAAGUCAACUUUGACAGGAAAUAAAGUGUUUAAUUGUAUCUCCUAUUCUCCACUUUGUAAACGUUUAGCAUCUGGAAGUACAGAUAGGCAUAUCAGACUGUGGGAUCCCCGAACUAAAGAUGGUUCUUUGGUGUCGCUGUCCCUGACCUCACACACAGGCUGGGUCACAUCCGUAAAGUGGUCUCCUACCCAUGAACAGCAGCUCAUUUCUGGUUCUUUAGAUAACAUGGUUAAGCUGUGGGAUACCAGAAGUUGUAAGGCUCCUCUCUAUGAUCUGGCUGCUCAUGAAGACAAAGUUCUGAGUGUAGACUGGACAGACUCAGGGUUACUUCUGAGUGGAGGAGCAGACAAUAAAUUGUAUUCCUACAGAUAUUCGCCUACAACUUCCCAUGUGGGGGCAUGAAAGUGAAAGAUAAAUUUGACUGCAAAGAUUCCUUCUGUUAAUAAAAUCAAUAGAGAAUACUUAGCUAACACCAAUACAGAUACAGGAAGCAGCCUUUUAGAUUAAAGUUAAUAUACUGUUUCACCCUUGAUGAUAGUGUUAUCACUCUUUUUAUUUUGUAUUUAUUAUACAACAGUUGUGUUUAUUGAAUAUAAAACAUAGCCAGCAUUCUCUACCUUAUGAAAACUUUUGAAAUUAAACUGAGUUUUAAUUUCUUUUCUAAAGGUAUUGGUUUGAAUUAUGAUUUGUUUUUGAAGUCCUAUGAAAGUAUGUGUUAAAAGUUCAGUAAUUGUUCAGAUUUUUAUUUCUGAGGGAGAAACUUCAUUUUUUAAAGUUAGCAUUUAAAAAAAGCAUUUUAAAAAGUAAAAUUUUAACAGAAAAAUCAGAAAUACAAUCUGUGUUGGGUAAAAAAGUUAUCCUGUAACUGUAAUAAUAUUCUUUGUAAGUAUUCAGAACAUUAAAACAUGUAGAUGUUGCCAGUUAUUAAGAAUUUGUUGAAAUAUUUUAAGUGAAGUACUUUGUUUCAAAGAUAAGUCAGGGCAAUUCCCUAGCGAUCCAGUGGUUAGGACGCCAUGUUUGCAAUGCUGGGGGCCAGCGAUCUGUCCCUAAUUAUAGAACUAAGAUCCCACAAGCUGCAUAAUGUGGCCAAAAAAAUAAUAAAUAAAAGAUUUUAAAAAUACAUAAAGACAAGUCAGAAUCCUUUAGAAAUAGCAUACAGAUUUCAUGGUAACCAGGAAUCUCUCUCCACACUUAAACUUGCGUAUAGACAAGAAUUCUUCAGACAAAACCUUUCAGUAAGUUUUAGGUAAAAACAUUCUAAAAUUUUUGUAUCAUUAGCACUUAUCUAAAUCCAUUUAUUAUAUGCCAGAUAUGUAACGUAAAGGUCUUAAAAUGUGACUUUAAUGGAUUAGUAUUUCUCAAGCAGAGCACCUCUGCCUCUAAAUAAUAAACAGGAAAUCAGUUUGGUCUCA